GAAGACGAAGGCCACCGAAGGGCGGCUCACCGGUCGCGAACCACCCUCCUCGCACGAGUCGAAGCGGCGUCGCAGCCUGCCUGGCGGAGCCAUGGCCGACCGCUUCUUCCCCAACGACUUCCCCGACUUCGUCGCCGAGGCCGAGGCCCCCGGAGGCGACGGCGACAGGCGGCCCGCGGGGGUCCGGGGCCUGCUCUCGCUCCCGUACGCCAGGCUCUCCGAUCGCUUCCUCCGCGCCGCGCGCCGUCUCAAGGACAAGGUGGUGGAGGAGACGUGGGUGAAGGCGGGGCGGCAGGUGACGGACUACACGCUCUACACGGGCGCGCUCGGGACGGCGCUGCUGCUGUUCAAGUCCUUCCGGGUCACCGGCGACCGCGGGGACCUCGCCCUCGCCGCCGACAUCGUCCACGCCUGCGACGACGCGUCGCGGGGCCUACCGUUCUUGACAUUCAUAUGUGGGAGGGCCGGUGUCUGCGCUCUUGGAGCGGUGAUUGCCAAGCAUUGCGACGAUCAGCUGAGGGUCACCCAGUAUCUGAGCUCCUUUGAUGAGAUAACAAUCACUGAGAAAGUACCAAAUGAGUUGCUGUAUGGAAGGGCGGGGUAUCUAUGGGCUUGCUUGUUCUUGAAUAAGCAUCUCAGCGAGAAGACGAUCCCACUUGAACACAUCAAUUCUGUGGCAAAGGACAUCAUUAGGGAGGGAAGAAAGCUCUCAAGCAAGGGGAGUAGCCCGCUGAUGUACGAAUGGCAUGGGAAGAAGUACUGGGGUGCUGCCCAUGGUCUUGCUGGAAUCAUGCACGUGCUCAUGCACACUGAACUGAAACUGGAUGAGCAGGAUGAUGUGAAGAACACCCUGCGGUACAUGAUCAAGAACCGGUUUCCUAGUGGCAACUAUCCCUCAAGUGAAGGCAAUGAAUCUGAUCGGUUGGUGCACUGGUGUCACGGUGCCCCUGGUGUUGCUCUUACACUGGCUAAAGCAUAUGAGGUAUUCCAUGAUGAUCAUUUCAAGCAAUCAGCUGCAGGGGCUGCAGAGGUUGUCUGGAACCGAGGACUUCUGAAGAGAGUUGGAAUAUGUCACGGUGUAAGCGGGAAUGCCUACACAUUCCUCUCACUGUACAGGCUAACUGGCAAUGUUGAGUAUCUCUAUCGGGCGAAGGCUUUUGCAUGCUUUCUUCUCGAGAAAGCUGAUGAGUUCAUUGCUGAGGGGGCCAUGCAUGGGGGUGAUCGCCCGUUUUCACUGUUUGAAGGGAAGGCUGGGAUGGCAUACCUCCUCUUGGACAUGGUUGAUCCAUCUGAAUCAAGGUUUCCGGCCUAUGAACUUUGAUAGAUCGCAUCUGCCUGUGAGUCGGUCUGAAGAACUUAUCUUGUGUUUUCUUGUUUACUCUGUAAUGUGUACCUUCGACCUCGGUGCAUUUCCUGUGUGUGUGUGUGUGUGUGUGUAAAUUUCAGUGUUCCUGAUGUUGCAAACUUGACCUUUUGUAAGUAUAUGUGUGAAGGUUUUCGGCAAUGAGGAUCAUCAAAUCAUGUUUAUGCUGGA
This is a messenger RNA of Setaria italica (foxtail millet), 1534 nucleotides long. Its product is annotated as lanC-like protein GCL2. The transcript is spliced from 6 exons. Gene Ontology annotation, cellular component: plasma membrane. Bases 92 to 1321 code for a protein of 409 amino acids. Lineage: Eukaryota; Viridiplantae; Streptophyta; Magnoliopsida; Poales; Poaceae. Gene Ontology annotation, biological process: peptide modification; carbohydrate metabolic process. The record is from RefSeq and is a predicted model, not a curated record.